AGAAGUCCAAAAAAUUGAAAUUAAGAAAAAAAAAUUCUUGCAGCAAACCCUCAAGGAGGCCCGAUAUUUGACACGAUCUUAAGUCAGUUCCGUCCACUUCCCUUUGUCGCAAUUUAUUUCAUAAUUGUCUUCCCAUCUUCUUUUCAUAAGCGGAAGCUUUCAGGUUUCAAAGAGAUUUCCCCACAAAAAUUGUGAAUGCAUUUUUGUCUCUCAGCCGUUGCUACACGCCCAGUCUAUAUAUUUCUCAAUCCCCACAAUAUUUUAUGACCUUCGAAGAUGGCUGUCUUCUGGGAUGUUGCGCCGUGUAGUCUUGUAGAAGUUUACCGACGUUUCAGAGGUGCUGCUGUUUCCAUCGUCAUUGCUCUAUGAUUGAGACGGUAAGUAUCCGUGAAACGUCUGUAAACUUCUAACAGGCUCACAGCCGUGAUAAACCAAGUAUCUUGGAUUUGUGUUGCUAGUGAGGUUAAUACAAACAAUUCAACCAAUUGUUGACACUUUCCAUGUUACGAAUGGGAUAUUCUAUGUAAAUAGGCCUGCAGAUUUCGAUAAUAAAGGGGAAGGGUCUCUUGGCAACAGAAAGGUUUUCGGCAAAGGAAAUUGUAGGUUGUCAUAAUAUGUGGAGACCUACCAUGACAUUUGUUUCUUAAAUUAAACCGAGGUCAGGAAAAAUGUAUUCGAUGUUCCCGUGGAGCGAAGUGGUUUAUUUCUUGAGUUGGUAAUCUGUGUGGUGCGCAGAAGCGAAUACGUUUGAUGUGGCCGCGGGGAGGGGAGUUGUUGCGCCCGGGCCGUGAACGGGGGUGAUUCGCUUCCAGGGUGACUGUUAAAGUUGACACUGCUGGAGUCCUCGGACAUGUUUCAGCUGGAAAACAGGACACAGAAGUACAUCGCUGUGAUAUAUUCCACUGUUCAGAUUUAUGAAAAUAGAUUUCUGUAGUGAGUAAACAGUUGAAGGCCGGGGCGUCGUCUUGUGGGUGGACAAGAGACUGCAACUUUGAGAGGUCUCGAUGCCCGAGGCAGCCAGCAGUGCCAUGGCUGAGGCCCCACUACUGAGUGAUGAGCCAGACUUGAGUACGUUCGAGAACAAGUCUGGCCUGGCUGAGGACAUGAAGUUCCUAGCAAGCAUGCCAGAGCUCUGUGAUGUCACCUUCCUUGUGGGGGACACCAGGGAACCAGUCUGCGCCGUGAAGGCCGUUCUUGCAGCUCGCAGCAGAGUUUUCCACAAGAUGCUGUACCAGGCACCAAGCCCUCAACGCAAGAAAGAGCCGCCCCCUAAGGAGAACAAGUUGCGCCUCUUCCUCAAGAGGAGCAGCGAGCCACUGCUCAACCUACAGAACGCUGCCCAACAGCGCGGCUUCUCCCAGCAGCUGGCUCCCAUUCAAGAGCCGCAGUCGAACCAGCAUCACACACUCAUCAUUGAGGAGUUCGAACCAGACGUGUUUCGUCAGCUGAUAGAAUACAUCCACACCGGCUGCGUGACGCUACAGCCCCGAACGCUGCUUGGGGUAAUGAAUGCGGCAGACUAUUACGGCCUUGACGAGCUGCGCAGAGCCUGUGCUGGCUUUGUGCAGUGCUGCAUUAAUGUGGACACAGUGUGUGCUCUUCUUGCCUCAGCUGAACGCUACAUCCAGUAUAAAUGCACCAAGUCACUCGUUCAAAAGGUCUUGGAAUUUGUUGAUGAGCAUGGGAAUGAGGUCCUGAACCUGGGGUCCUUCACGCUGCUGCCACAACAUGUGGUGCGUCUCAUACUGGCAAGAGAUGAACUCAGAGCUGAUGAGUUCACCAAAUUUCAGGCUGCUCUAAUGUGGGGCAAGAAGUACUGUGAUAGCAAUCCGAACACGCCGCUUAAGGAUGUGAUUGGAAACUUCUUGGAGUACAUCCAGUUUCACAAGAUCCCAGCAAAUGUGCUGAUGAGAGAGGUCCAUCCGCUUGGUCUAGUUCCAUACAGCAUCAUUAUGAAUGCCUUGGCCUACCAGGCAGACCCAACAAGUGUCGACCCCGCCAAGCUCUCCCCCAACAGAGUGAGGCGUUCGGGACAGGGUCGCUCUAUGUCUGUCCAGAGCUCGCUGGAUCCUUACGGAAGCAACACGACUCUAAGCUCCAGUGGAAGCAGUGAGAUGUUACAAAAAGAGAACAAAGACAGCCUUGCUGUGGUCAACAAGGUAGAGAUCUGGCACUCGACAUCAAUGUCCUUGGUUCAGUUCACACCUGGCUCAACUGUCUAUAUAAUUUAUAGGCACACUGAAGAAUUUCUUCACAGUGUUUUAGCUACAAUGGUGUAAGGUCCAUUGAAUUAACACACAAUACAAUUUUCAGUAACUUCAAUAUUAAAUCCUCUUCUGUUAUUUUUACCCUGUAUAAGAGAUUCACCCCUUUGCUGCCAUGACAAUGCUGUUCAAGCCACUGCAGUUCAGUUUAAUAGGGGCAUUUUGUCUCCUGAUAUGAGAGUUGAGUGUCUUCCCAUGUUUAUUCUGUCUGCGAUGCACAUAAAUGAUUAGUGAUGGCAUUUCUCCCUGUGAUGGUAAUGAUAGUCAGAGCAUGAAUACCCCACCCUCCCCAAUGUACUUGUUGGCCGAGGAGAAGAUCUUGUGUUUGACUGAUCAGUAUUGCGUAGCUGUAGCCCUAUGUGAAGUGAUGUGAAGUAUGUCAAGUCCCAUUUUUUUGUGUUUAGCCUUACACAAACUCUAUGCUUUUUGCAUUACACCUUGCUCUUCUGUUUUUCAGUAAAUCUGGAAGCUUUUAUUGUCUCACUCUCAUCAUUCAGGGAUGUGACGGACUUCUAUUAACCAUUUUCAUGUGAAAAAUAAGAUUUCUUGCUCAAAACUGUAGGGUAGCUCAGUCGCUGUAGUGUCUGUUGACUACAGACUGGAUAAUCAGGGUUCAGUGUCCAGCGAGGGCAAAGGAUUUUCUUCUAGCCUCUGCAUCCAUACCAGGUGUGUAGCCCACCAUGUCUCCUGUCCAGUGCGUACCGGGGGUCCCUUCCCUAGGAGUCAAAUGCGGCCGGGUUGUGAUACUGACCCCACACUUCCAUCUAGUGCCAAGGUGAAGAACAAGUACGAGCUACACUCUCUCUCCCUCCAAGCACCUGCAGUGAUCUUUAGUGGUUGAUAAUAAUCACAUCGGUGAAAGGAAAUUCUACUGCCAUCUUUUUACACACAACUGUGUAUCUAUGGGUUUCAUUAUUAACUACUCUGAAAACAUAGAAAUAAAUGAAGGUGAUUACUUUCUGAACACUGAGUAGGUUAAGAUGCAGUCCAGUUUACAAUCAGCUGCUUAUCCUUACACCAGAGACAUUUAAAAGUUGCAUACUCCUGACUUAUGAGUACAAUGGGUCAGUCAGUUUCCUUCUGCUGUGUUCAUCGCAGAAAAAGUUCCACGUUACGGUAUUGUUUUAGCACAAGGAAAACGUGAUUAGUAAAGUUUGAAUUAGCAAGAAUUAGUAAGCAUGUCUUUUAUGGUAAUCAUGUCAUAUAUGGUACUGCCCCUGCCACCAACCCAUCCCAUCCAUCCACAAGAUAUGUUUGUUGUUGAAGUUUAAUAAAAAUAUAUAUUAAUUAAUUUUACAAUUAAAGUUCUAUAAUAGGUCUAGAUAGCUGAAUGCACACAGACAAUCGAGAAGUAUUUUCAAGCACUUCGAUAAUAUCUACGAGAACACCAAGAAAUAAAUUGGAAAUAUUAUGGAAUUGAAAUGUAGGAAAGAUGUAUGUUAACGGCAGGGUUCAUGCCCCCCACCAUAUCCCCAUUGCUAAUGCUGAAGUCCCACUUCUGUCUUGUAUUUGUUAGGUGUCAUUAUAGAUGUCUUCUGUGGUUUUAUUCAGUGCUUCAAAGCAAAUAUGUGCAUAGUGGGCCUUGAUCACCUUUUCUGUAGUUCAGUAGACGUAAACACCAUCUCAUCUCAUAAUUCCAUGGAGCAGAGUCCUCGUUAAGAAGCUAAUAGUCACUCGGCUAGUUAAGAAAUCUCCCCCUCCUUAUGAAACCUGAAGUCACAUUAAUAUCCUACGAUCAUGUAGGGAGAAUAUGAGGGUUUAUGAACCAGUGAUUUCAAAUCGGUGGAAGUCACCUGCAGUAAUCUUAUUAACUGUUGCUUGGUGUUAACAGAUUAUGUAUGUCUUAACAUUUAGAACAAAAUUUUGCCAACCCACAAAAUAAUGAUCCAAUAAAAUGUUAUGUAUUACGAAUCUCUGUAAAGUAGUGUUUGUAUAUAUGCCCAGAUGUUAAAGUUGAUGUACAGCUGUAAACUUGCAUCAUCCUUGCUUUUGCAGAACUCAUUUUCUUGUAUUUUACUUCAGCUGUUCUCAGUACUAACGUCGCAAAGGAGCAACGAUUCAGUUUUAUGAGCAAAGAAUUUUUUUAGUGAUAAAAUAUAAAUUCUGAUAUUAGUGAUAAUAUAAUUAGAAUUCACCUUCUGUUCUGAUAUAUCUGAUUCAGAAUUUAGAUUGAUGAUAGUUUUUUAAGACUGAAAAUUUAUGUUAUAAAUCCGUCAUCUUCUUCAGCGACCAGCUGAGCUAUUCUUUAUGUAGUUAUUUUUACUUUUUCAUCAGGUCCUGUUGCCAUAGAAAAUUAAAAAGUGGGACAUAAUAGUAGGAUGUCAGUCAUGCCAUAUUUACUUAGAAUUUCAACUUGUCAUAUUUCCCUUUAUAAGGAAUUUGUUUACAAUAGCUUCAGAAUAUCACCAGAAAUGAAAUAGCAGUUUCCACUCAUAACAGUAGUUUUCUGAAAUUUGCUGUAACUGCAGUGUUUUAUUUGUUUCAGUCGUGAAACAUUUUUGGCAAGAGUGAAGUUAUUGCAUGAGAAAUGAGCAUGAUCCAGCCUUGCUUGAAGCGUGAAUUUGCUUGUUACUUUACUUUCAGAAUCAUCACAUUAUUUAAUAUCUCCCUUUAAGUGUUACAAAAUAUUUGUUUUAGGUCCCUAAUUCAUCAUCCCCUCCCUUAGAAUAUCUGCAUUUUUUAGGUCAGGAGUAUAACCAUACAAGAAAAUGUAUUUUUAUAAUGGUCUGCAUGAUCGGGGGGAGAAUUCUAACUCUUCAUGACUGCCAGUGAACAUUCUUUCCCAUAAGAAAGUAGAGUUGAUAUUUGUUUGUGUUGAUAUUCGGAAUUAACGCCUGAUUUUGGUUCACUCUUUAACAAAAUGUCGGUUGCUUUGUGUUUUAAGGAACACACCUGUGCAGCCUCCAUGACUGUAGCACUUUUGUGAUCACAUUAAUUUUUAUGUUCAUACUUGAUCAUAUAAGUUCAUGCAGCACAAUAUAAAGUAUUCAGUAUCAGUUUUUCUGUUCUGAAUGUUGAAAAUUUGUUCUGGUGUAUUUAAAAAUUUGUGUUUAUUUUUAUUGCAGUCUUUUUAGUAAUAACCCUGUCUUACACAUCAUGAAGAGAUACUUUUAUAAGUUAAUGUCUAAAACGAAACUUAAUUUUGUAAAACUGGAAAUUAAAAAAAAGACACUAUUGAAGUGACUGGUUAUUUUUUUCUACAUAACUGUAUUCCUGUGGUACAUAAUAACCCACAAACUAACAAGGUGUGUUAAAAUGGGUUUUCACUGUAUUAUUAUUUAUAAAUGCUUCAUGACAUAUCUAUCUGUAUCAAAGAAAAAGGUCAACCGUGGUGAUUCAAGAUAUAAAUCUUACUGGAGAAAAUUUUGGUAAAAAUUACCGUAAGUGUACUCAUUGCUUAGUUCUCUCUAAAUUCACACUAGACUCAAUUAUUUUUCCACAAAAUGUACUGAGAAAAACAAAUGGAUCUCCUCAUUUAAAAGUAAGAGGUUGCUACUGUUCUGGUCUGUUCAAACAACCAGUGAUGUUUAUUUUUUAACAGGGUAGACACACCAUAAUUUUAUCUGCAGGUGAAGAUGAAGUAAGCCUAUGAAAUGUGAACUUUCUGAUUUGGACAUUGAUUUUUAUAAAAAUUAAAAUACGGCUGUGAGAUAAUUCUCAGUAUUGUAAAGGAUUUGUAAUAAAAUUUUAUAUGUAAUAGACACAGUAAAUUAUCAAAAUUAAGACACUAAUACAUAUAUAUUAUAUAUUAAAUCUUGUCCGUCCUAUCACAAUAAAUUCUUAUUAAAUAUUAAAAUAUUACAAUAAUUAAUAUAGUUGUUUCGUUUUCAUUAACCUGUCUGUCUGUGCCAGAUGAAAAAAUAUUUGCUAAAUGAAAAAUCUGUACACGCUACUCUGAGUACAUUUUAAGGUUCGUGCAUACUGACAUUUUGAUCGAGUUGAUAAACCUGUGACUACGCAUUAAUCAUCAGGGUUGACAUUUUUAACUGAUAUACUUGGAAAUAUAUCAGAAUUGAUUUUUCUUAUAAAAUGUUGAACUUAAAUCAAGUAGAAAUAACCUCUAACAUAACUCAGUGUAUGAUGAUGCAUGGAAAUAAAUAUUGAUAAUAACAUGCAGUUGGCUGAGGUGAACAUAUAGAGUGGAUGCAUAUGUGUCUGUUGACAUCAGUGAAUGAUACCUGAAUAUAAUUUUAAUGGAAAUAUAAUUUUAUUUAUGCUUUUGAUAUUACUGAACGUAAUGUUGCAAUGCCAACUCUUCAGCUUAUGUGGCGGUGAUAUAUUACUUACUUUAAGUUGCGUAUGUUAAGAAAUUCCUAUGUCAGCGACAGUGAUGAAACAUGAAAUGCUGGCACAGAGUCAUAAAAAUUCAUUGUGACCCAACAGAAACUGCCACCUCCUUCAAAGUGGAAUAUGUAAACAGUAAUUAUUAGGUUAGGUUAGGUGUCUGUAGUUGAUAAACAACUGUUAAUUGUAUAUUCUAAAAUAAUACAAGAGAAAUUUAUUUUGUCAGUAUAUACUUUUGUGUAAGUAACCACAAAAAAAAACUAGAUUUUAUUACACAUAAUUUUAUCUUACUAAAAAUGUUGUAAAUGUCUUAUCAUUCUACACAGCAUGUGAAUGCUAAGUAGUUUAUAUUAUGUGUAGACAUUCACUCAUGACUGUAGUGAGUGUUGGUUGUUUUCAAAUUAUUGGAAUCGUACUAUAAGAGAGAGGAGCGCUGAAUGUAUGUAUGUGUUUGCACGAAUUUGCUUGUUAUCUUAAAUACACAAAUAAGUGUAUUUUAUUACCUGAAACUUUAAAUGACUGAAAAAUUAUAUGAAUAAGACUUC
Molecule: messenger RNA, 7093 nt
Organism: Zootermopsis nevadensis
Lineage: Eukaryota; Metazoa; Arthropoda; Insecta; Blattodea; Termopsidae
Gene: gprs
Product: speckle type BTB/POZ protein
Molecular function (GO): protein binding
Source: RefSeq, a predicted model, not a curated record